AAUAAAAAACCCGGGUAUACGUUAUUACUCAUCUUGCUCAGAGUCUCAAUCCUCUCAUCCUCUCAACUGAACUCUCAAACUCUCCUCUCAUCCUCUCAACUGAACUCUCAAACUCUCAAUCUUGCUGACUUGCUGUCGCCGCCACUCGCCGGCCGUCAGGGUUGCUGUUUAGGGUUGCUGUCGCGGCCUCACGGGGUUGCUGUUUAGGGUUGUUGUUUAGGGUUGCAAGCACAACCACCAUUGCUAGCGCCAAUUCGAACCAUGCAAGCAUCAAUCGGCCACCGCUGCCCUCCGUCGGAAAUCGGCGUCAUUAGAACCAAGCACAACCACCAUCGCCGCCGCCGUCAAUUUGAACCAAAUACAACAACAACAACAAAAUUGAAUCAAUUAUCGAUUCAAAAAUCACAAAUACGAGGUUUAUGCAGUUAGGUGUUGGCGUUGUGGGUUGCGGCAGGUUGUAGUGAAGGCUCAAUUAAAAUGAGCAAAAUCCCCUCUUGGCUUACCACAUUUGCACCAGCAGAUUCCCUCCUUCUGAAAGAGGAAGCCUGGAAUGCAUAUCCCAAAUGCAAAUCAGUGAUUAAGUGUUCAAGCUUGAGCAAGCUGCUUCUUACUAUUGAUACGAUUCACGUUGCAGAUAAUGGAAAAUCAGAAAAUGUACACGGUCUAAACAAAGAUCAGCUGGCAUCGAGGCAGGUGGAAGUUAUUGAUAUUGCAUCAUCUGUAAGGGACUAUUGGAGCUAUUUGGUUGGUAGCUGUAAUGUCGAUUUGUCCAAAUUCAAAUCAACAAGGACCAAUCGUGGACCUUUGGUGGAAGGCUGGAGAGUAAGCACUUAUUGGGCUUUGUUUGGUGUGUGUUUGCAUUGGUGAAGUCAGGUACUGGUCUGCUGUUUCAAUGGCUGGGGGCUGUGGUGCUGGUGGCCUGCUGGGUUCGUUUUGCUGCUACUGUCCCUGUUUUUUCUGCCUUGCUGUAGCUGUCCUAUUGGUUUUUGCUUCUGACGGCUGAGCCUGUGUUGUGGUGCUGCUGAUGGUGUCUGUUUACUGCUACUGGUUUCUGUUUGUUGUUGCUGCUACUGCAUAAACAAAGACGAAUAGGAAGAUUUUGUUGAGAAUUCUCCGUCCUUGGUGAUCUUCCAGUAAACAAAAUCAUCUUUAUAUCAUCGUUGUAUUAUAUGAGUUGAUGAAGACUUUGUAGUAGUGUAGUCAAUAAGUGCUAAUCUCGUUCUCAUAGUAUUGGGGUUGUUCUUAGGGUAAGCUAAGGUUGUACCAAUAUUUAACUAAACAUAAGGAUGGGAAAACUUGUUCUUACAAUCUAUUCGAAGAUUGAUUGAAGUGUCAAUGAUAAUGCAAAAUUGUAUGGCCAUAGCAUAAUAAUCA
Chenopodium quinoa (quinoa) is the source of this 1374-nucleotide messenger RNA. RefSeq names its product phosphatidylinositol transfer protein 1-like. The record is from RefSeq and is a predicted model, not a curated record. The transcript is spliced from 6 exons. Bases 478 to 867 code for a protein of 129 amino acids. Lineage: Eukaryota; Viridiplantae; Streptophyta; Magnoliopsida; Caryophyllales; Amaranthaceae. Gene Ontology annotation, biological process: phospholipid transport.